Molecule: messenger RNA, 1714 nt
Organism: Cucurbita maxima (winter squash)
Lineage: Eukaryota; Viridiplantae; Streptophyta; Magnoliopsida; Cucurbitales; Cucurbitaceae
Product: 2,3-bisphosphoglycerate-dependent phosphoglycerate mutase-like
Exons: 9
Coding region: 380-1396 (338 amino acids)
Biological process (GO): glycolytic process
Molecular function (GO): intramolecular phosphotransferase activity
Source: RefSeq, a predicted model, not a curated record
AGAAUCGAAGCCUACCACCCGGAGGGACCCUGCUUGGAGCGAUCCUGGAACCCCACAAGCUUACAAAAUUCCUGCAUUUUGUUGUUUAAAAACCUGCGAAGUUGUGGGGAAAUUUUGACUGAUUCGAACGCCCACGCCUCCAUUUUCAAUCUCUGCUUCGAUUUUUUCUAUAUGCAUUUUCCCUCGUUUUGUUCGUAAUCAUAAUCAUUUCGGGCGUUUUCAAUUUCUUCAAUCUUUCCGUCGAAAACGACUCCAUUUCCUCAAUCCCCAUUUUCAUCGGCUUUCCCAUAAUCUCUUUUCGUAAUUUGUAAUUAUUUCUAACCUUAUUUUGUUGCACUGUUCUCCGCCUCGGUUUCGUCGCUUGGUUGAGAUAUUAAGAAUGGCUGCUGCAGUAUUUCACCAAUCUCUUGGGACUUUUCUUCCCCAUGGACAAGCUAAUGUUGCAAGUAAUGUGCCAAAAUUAAAUUCAAAAUGUUUCAAGGUCGAAGUUGGGAUCUUCAGAAAGAAGUCUCCUAGAUCUAGAAAUACUUCUAUAAGAGCAAUUCAAUCAUCUUCUUCUCAAACUUCAGUUGUUGAUCCCAUUUUAUCACCUUCAAUCAACACCUCUGAUGACUCGCAAAAAAAGCAGAAUGAAGCUGCUUUGAUCUUGAUUCGACAUGGAGAAUCGUUGUGGAACGAAAAGAACUUAUUUACCGGCUGUGUUGAUGUGCCACUGACCAGGAAAGGUGUGGAAGAGGCAAUUGAAGCUGGCAAGAGAAUCAGUAACAUACCUGUCGACAUGAUCUAUACGUCGUCGCUCAUUCGUGCACAGAUGACUGCUAUGCUUGCCAUGACUCAACAUCGUCGUAAGAAGGUUCCAGUUAUUAUUCACAAUGAAACCGAGCAGGCAAGGGUUUGGAGUCAAAUAUUUAGCGAAGAAACCAAAAAACAAUCCAUCCCAGUAAUAGCAUCUUGGCGAUUGAAUGAAAGAAUGUAUGGGGAACUACAGGGUCUCAAUAAGCAGGAGACUGCCGAUAGAUAUGGUAAAGAACAAGUCCACGAAUGGCGUCGGAGUUAUGACAUUCCUCCCCCAAAUGGCGAGAGUUUGGAAAUGUGUGCGGAGAGAGCUGUUGCUUAUUUUAAAGACCAAAUUGUCCCCCAGCUGCAAUCUGGAAAGAACGUAAUGAUAGCAGCACAUGGAAACUCAUUGAGGUCCAUAAUCAUGUAUCUAGACAAACUAACUUCUCAAGAGGUUAUUAGCUUAGAGCUAUCAACUGGAAUACCCAUGCUCUACAUAUUUAAAGAAGGAAACUUCAUUAGGAGGGGAAGUCCUGCUGGACCUUCUGAGGCAGGCGUUUACGCCUAUACCAGGCGUUUGGCUCUCUACAGACAGAAGUUAGAUGAGAUGUUAAAUUAAAAUAAUGUUGCAAAACUACAGGAUAUUACUUCCAAUUGCACUGCAACUAUUAAUGACGUGCUUUUGUGGUAAUUAGACUGCAACGAAAAGAAAAAUUCUCCGACCUAGAAGAAGAGUUUGAUCGUAGUUUUUUCGUUUUUCCUCAGAACUGCAAUUAUACAACUAGUUUGCAAGUAUUCUCCUUCGUUCGUUUGAUUGUUCGUUAUUGUUUUUAUUAUUGUUUGGGGUAUUGAAUCUCUGUGCCAAACCAUGUAAGGUUGAGGUAUAUACCCAUUGUAGUGUCUAGGAAAGUGUUUAUUAAAUAGCUAUUGAAAAGUA